AAAAGCAUCAAAUCACAGAAAGAGUGAAAAAAAAUAAAAUAAAGUUAACAUUUAUCACAAUUGACAAUCUUGAAACAAACAUUGAGUGAGCAUCAUGGAUUCAUCAAACCUUACAUCACUUCCAGAAGAAGGCUCAGAAGAAACCCAUAAUUCCCACAAUCUCCCUUCUGCCUUUUCUUCUGCCCCUACUCGCCCUCCCAUUCAGACUUCUUCACAGAAAUAUGCACCUUCAGACUGGUCAGGUUAUUUCGAUCAAGAGGAUGACAUUCAGAUCCCAGAUUCAGAUGAUGUAUUUCAUGUUUAUAUGGCAGGGACAGAAGGGCCUGUUAUUUUUUGCCUGCAUGGUGGUGGUUAUUCUGGGCUCUCAUUUGCAUUGGCAGCAAGCAAAAUUAAGGAGAAAGCUAGGAUAGUGGCCAUGGAUCUAAGAGGACAUGGAAAGACAUCUACACAAAAUGAUGUAGAUUUGUCUAUUGAGAGGCUAUGCAGUGAUGUGUUUUCUGUUUUGAAGACCAUGUACGGAGAUGCUCCGCCUGCAAUUGUGCUUGUUGGCCACAGUAUGGGAGGUGCAGUUGCAGUUCAUGUUGCUGCAAAGAAAUCACUUCCAAGUUUGGCUGGCUUGGUAGUUGUGGAUGUUGUUGAGGGUACAGCAAUGGCAUCAUUGAUUCAUAUGCAGAAGAUACUAUCGAACAGAAUGCAGCAUUUCUCGACCCCUGAAAAAGCGAUUGAAUGGAGUAUCAAAUCAGGCUCUUUGAGAAAUAUUGACUCUGCCUGUGUAUCAAUCCCCAGCACAUUGAAAUAUGAUGACUCAAAAAAAUGUUAUACGCAUAGAGCAAGACUUGAAGAAACUGAACAGUUUUGGAAAGGGUGGUAUGAGCUAUUCUUUCUGCUUAUCCAGUCUAGAUCUUUUAUAUAUCCUGACAUAUUGUGCUACUUCAAAAAUCACUGAAUCUUUGAUUUAGGGUCCUAGGAG
Solanum stenotomum is the source of this 970-nucleotide messenger RNA. RefSeq lists its product as uncharacterized. The coding region runs from base 95 to 946 and encodes 283 amino acids. The record is from RefSeq and is a predicted model, not a curated record. Gene Ontology annotation, molecular function: protein methylesterase activity. Gene Ontology annotation, biological process: protein demethylation. The transcript has 9 exons. NCBI's taxonomy places the organism in Eukaryota, Viridiplantae, Streptophyta, Magnoliopsida, Solanales, Solanaceae.